Messenger RNA from Xylaria bambusicola, 810 nucleotides. RefSeq lists its product as uncharacterized. The coding region runs from base 342 to 590 and encodes 82 amino acids. NCBI's taxonomy places the organism in Eukaryota, Fungi, Ascomycota, Sordariomycetes, Xylariales, Xylariaceae. The transcript has a single exon. The record is from RefSeq and is a predicted model, not a curated record.
UAUGGCCGAGAUAGCUGUCAUACACACGAAGAAAAGAUACACUAUAGUUGGUACUGGGGGGCGAGUUAUCUUCUUUUAAACGGCCAUCGCCUAAGACUACGUGGAGACAUCCUGUAUAGUCGGUCCCUGAGACAGUAACCAGACUCGUAUGAACUAUGCCAACUCGAAGCUCAAAGGCCUAGGCCAUAAUGCCGUUCCAAUUUAUCAUGCGUCCGAAUUCGAAAACAUGAUCAAAGAAACUAAGCCAGACGAAGUCAUCAUAACAAACGAUCGACCGGACUCAUAACAUCUAUAUCGUGACGACCUUGGAAUUGGGAUGUAAUGUCAUUACAGAGAAGCCGAUGACCAUCGAUGCGCCGCGCUGCCGCGAGCUCUUCGAGGCCGUGGAAAAGACAGGCAACAACGCGCGCGUCACUUUCAACUACAGAUAUGCCCCACACAACACAAAAGUCAUUGAGUUGAUUCGAUCGGGUGCCAUCGGCACAGUGACGAGUGUUCAUUUUGAAUGGAUGCUCAACACGUCCCAUGGGGCAGAUUGUUUUCGCCGCUGGCAUCAGGACAAGCGCAACACACUGGAGCGAAGUGGCUAAGACAGAUCCUUUCGCACUCCAUUUGGAUGAGCACCCAGUUGAAGGCUAUGUAUCUCGACGCGGAGCAGAGCGUGCUUGAUGAACUUACUAGUGCGGUACAGGACAAGUUGUGAAUGUGGAUGAUAUUUUGAAGGUCCCGUGAUGAAAUGGAUCUGCAUGUACCUACAGUAAGUAGGUACUCACGUACCUUACUGCGCCUUACGUAGUGCACCGUUUUGCU